AUGAAAACAAUUUCGAUUGGCCGUGGUGGCCAGAUGGUGCCUUUGGUUGGGUUUGGCCUGUGGAGAAUCGCCAAUGACUCCUGCGCCGACGCUGUCUAUAAUGCCAUUAAAGCUGGGUACAGGCUUUUCGACGGUGCUUGCGACUACGGGAAUGAAGCCGGAGCCGGCGAAGGCAUCACUCGCGCAAUCAAAGAUGGAUUAGUCAAACGAGAGGAUCUAUUCAUUAUCUCAAAGCUUUGGAAUACCUAUCAUGAAGCACAUCGGGUGGAAGAGAUCGUUUCAAAGCAACUGGCGGACUGGCAGGUGGACUAUUUCGAUCUAUAUUUGAUGCAUUUCCCUAUUGCCUUGAAAUAUGUCCCGCCAGCAGUCCGUUAUCCUCCCGGAUGGUUCUAUGAGGACAAUCGUGUGGAACCCGGUACGGCCAGCAUACAGGAGACCUGGCAGGCAAUGGAAAGGCUGGUGGAUCAGGGUUCUGCCAAAAGCAUUGGAGUGUCUAACUUCUCGGGCUCCUUGUUAAUGGAUCUUCUACGCUAUGCGCGAAUUCCGCCUGCCGCUUUGCAGAUUGAGCUUCACCCGUACCUAGCUCAGAAUCACCUGGUCCAAUUUGCGCAGGAGAAUGGCAUCGCGGUCAUUGCCUUUUCUUCCUUUGGAGGCCUGUCGUACCCACAGUCCGAAAAGACUGCACCGGAAAAAGUCUUGUCGCUCCUGGAGCAUCCGGCUAUUGUUUCAAUUGCCGAACGAGUGCAUCAAGCGCCGUCGCAGGUGCUUCUCCGGUGGGCGACCCAACGCGGCAUUUUGGUCAUCCCGAGAAGCACCAGCACCGAGCGGAUGGGCUUAAAUUUGACAUCGACCGCCUUUGACCUGGAGGAGGACGACAUAAAAAAGAUCAGCUCUUUGGAUAUCGGGCUCCGGUUCAAUGAUCCGAUGCAGUUCCUCGGCCAAUUUCCUAUCUAUUAUUGA
Penicillium arizonense is the source of this 960-nucleotide messenger RNA. RefSeq lists its product as uncharacterized. Lineage: Eukaryota; Fungi; Ascomycota; Eurotiomycetes; Eurotiales; Aspergillaceae. The record is from RefSeq and is a predicted model, not a curated record. Gene Ontology annotation, molecular function: aldose reductase (NADPH) activity. Gene Ontology annotation, cellular component: cytosol. The coding region runs from base 1 to 960 and encodes 319 amino acids. The transcript is spliced from 3 exons.